GUCCCGUCCCGCCCGCGGCGGGGAGAUGGCGGCGGCGGGCGCCGAGGAGCGCUGGGGCGCGGCGGGCCCCGAGCGCGGCCCCGGGCCAGGGCCCGGCCCGCUGGGCUCGCUGCUGAGCCGGCUGCCGCUGGCCCCGUCCCCGCGGCGGCGGACCGCCAGCCAGUGCCAGCCCGAGCCGCCGCUGCUGCGCACCAGCAAGCGGACCAUCUACACGGCCGGGCGGCCGCCCUGGUACAGCGAGACCGGCGCGCCCGUGGACGAGGCCUUCGUCAUCGGCCUGUGCGGCGGCAGCGCCUCGGGCAAGACGACGGUGGCGACGCGGAUCAUCGAGGCACUGGACGUGCCCUGGGUCGUGCUGCUCUCCAUGGACUCCUUCUACAAGGUGCUGGACGAGGGGCAGCAGGCGCUGGCGGCCCGCAGCGACUACAACUUCGACCACCCCGAUGCCUUUGACUUCGAGCUGCUUGUCAGCGUCCUCCGCAAGCUCAAGAAGGGCAAGAGCGUGAAGGUGCCGGUCUACGACUUCACGACGCACAGCCGCCGCCGCGAGUGGAAAACGGUGUACGGGGCCAACGUCAUCGUGUUCGAAGGCAUACUGGCUUUUGCGAACAAGGAGUUGCUGAAGCUCCUGGACAUGAAAGUGUUUGUGGACACGGACUCUGACAUCCGUCUGGUGCGGCGGCUGCAACGCGACAUCAUGGAACGUGGGCGCGACAUCGUGGGUGUCAUCAAGCAAUACAACAAGUUCGUGAAGCCCGCCUUCGAGCAGUACAUCGAGCCCACCGUGCAGGUCGCCGACAUCGUGGUGCCCAGGGGUGGGGAGAACUUUGUGGCCCUGGACCUCAUUGUGCAGCACGUGCACAGCCAGCUGGAGAAGCGCGAGAUCACUGUCAGGGCAGCUCUGGCCUCUGCCCACCAAGGGCAGCCCCUGCCGAAGACGCUGAGCGUCCUGGAGAACACGCCGCAGGUGCGGGGCAUGCACACCAUCAUCAGGAACAAGGACACGACCAGGGACGAAUUCAUCUUCUACUCCAAGCGCCUGAUGAGGCUGUUGAUCGAACAUGCCCUCUCCUUCCUGCCGCUGAAGUCGGUCACGGUGGAGACGCCGCAGGGGACAAUGUACGAAGGGAAGCGGUUCCACAGGCAGAGGAUCACCGGUGUGUCCAUCCUGCGGGCAGGGGAGACCAUGGAGCAGGCCCUCACCGCGGUCUGCAAGGACAUCCGCCUGGGCAAGAUCCUCAUCCAGACCAACCACGACACAGGGGAGCCCGAGCUCCACUACCUGCGCCUUCCCAAGGAGAUCAGCGAGGACUACGUCAUCCUCAUGGACAGCACUGUGUCCACCGGAGCCGCGGCCAUGAUGGCCGUGCGGGUGCUGCUGGACCAUGACGUGCAGGAGGACAGGAUCUUCCUGCUGUCGCUGCUGAUGGCAGAGAUGGGGGUGCACUCCGUGGCCUACGCCUUCCCCCGUGUCCGCAUCAUCACCACCGCCGUGGACAAGCGGAUCAAUGAGGAGUUCCACAUCAUCCCGGGCAUCGGUAACUUCGGGGACAGAUACUUCGGCACCGAUGGCCCCUCCACCUGGUGUGAGAGCGACGGCAUGGACUGCUGAGCUGGCUGGCCACUGGGCCACCAGCCGGGCUGGCCACGGGGCCGGACCCCCACCUCCGCCCCCAGGAGGGGCUCCGAGCUGCCAGCUUCUGACCCCCUCCCCGCAGGAUGAGCUCCCCCCUGCCAGCCUGUAAUGCCCCCCGGCAGGAGCAGCCCCUCGCAGGUCCAUCCUCCCCAAGGAGGAGGAGGAGGAGGGAGCGAUGGCGUCUCCUGCAACCUGGGGGGCGAAGGGGGGUUCCUCCCCAGGGCCCCUCUCUGUGCCCCAGGCCAGCUGUGCAUGUGGGAGGGGCCCUGGGGGGACGGUCACCCCCUUCCUGGGGAGGGGGAAUGGGGUCCUGUCCCCUCGGGGCUUCCUCCGGGCCUGGCCGGGCGCUGGGCAGGCUCCUUGCUGGAAUCUGUAUUUAUUUGUAUUUAUUUUGAGGAGCUGCCCCCCCCGCCCCCCGGCUCUCCUGUGUGGCAGGCCAGCUACUUGAAAACCAUCAGGGAUUGGGGAUGUCCCCAAGGAACCACCUUGUCCGUCCCCCCCCCCCGAUCACACACUCCAUCCCUGGCUGGCCCCGGCUGGCCGGUGGCACUGGGGGGAGCAGGGGCUGCCUUUGGCCCCCCCUCCAGACGGGGGGGUUUGACAUUCAAACGCUCCCCCACCGCCAUCCCGGCCCCUGGGCAGCCGGGGUACCAUCCCUGGGGGGGGGGACACAAUCCCUGGGGACCAUCAUUAGGGGACCACCCCUGGGGGGAGCCAUCCCCCAUGGACAACCCCUGGGGACCAUCCCUGGGGGGGACAACCCCUGGGGCCCACCCUGGUGCCCCGAGGGUGGCCGGAGCCCUGGCCUGCCCGGCCCCUGCUGCCCUCCUUGCUCAGGUUCUUUGCCCCCCCCGAGGCAGCGGGGGUGGCUGUCGGGGGUCCGGGGCCCGGCUGCCCCCCCCUUCCAUGGCUAAAGAGGCUCCGCUGUGCCCCAGCCCCGGGCCUGCCCCCCCCCCGCUGCCCCCAGCGCCUUCGUUUUGUACCCCAAUAAAGGAGCAGCGUGACC
Chroicocephalus ridibundus (black-headed gull) is the source of this 2642-nucleotide messenger RNA. RefSeq names its product uridine-cytidine kinase-like 1. Lineage: Eukaryota; Metazoa; Chordata; Aves; Charadriiformes; Laridae. The record is from RefSeq and is a predicted model, not a curated record. Gene Ontology annotation, cellular component: cytoplasm. Bases 26 to 1612 code for a protein of 528 amino acids. The transcript has 14 exons. Gene Ontology annotation, molecular function: ATP binding; kinase activity.